Molecule: messenger RNA, 3010 nt
Organism: Magallana angulata
Lineage: Eukaryota; Metazoa; Mollusca; Bivalvia; Ostreida; Ostreidae
Product: cell division cycle 7-related protein kinase-like
Exons: 11
Coding region: 264-1841 (525 amino acids)
Biological process (GO): protein phosphorylation; mitotic DNA damage checkpoint signaling
Cellular component (GO): nucleus
Molecular function (GO): ATP binding; protein serine/threonine kinase activity
Source: RefSeq, a predicted model, not a curated record
AAUUGAUUGGCCGCGAAACGGUUGGCGCUUUAUUUGUAACAGACAACAGGGGAAAACGACAAUUUUCUUUGUAUAUUAUAUCCAUUGGUUUACCCACAGCCGUCCAUGCGUAUUUAAACGCAUUAGCUAAAUAUAUUGUGCCGAAUUUCUUAUCUUUCCUCACUCUCCUGCUUCAAUCGACCGAGAUGAAGUUUGCUAAAUAUUAAGCUAUAACACGCCAUCCCAUACAGUAUACAGAAUACUUAUCAACUUAUAUAAAAAAAAUGGAUGAGAGAAUGGGAGAAAUAAUGAAAGACGAUAUACCAGCCAGUUUGUCGUAUGGGGGUUUCAGCAAUCCAGCCAGUUUGACAAAUCCUACAUUCAGUCGAACAGAGAAUGUAAGUGGAGCUCCUGGGUCUCAUUACGUCGAGGAGGAACUGGAAGAAACCUGCUCAUCUCCAAAAAAGUUGAAAUCUGCAGUAUUAUCACCAGACAUCAAGUCUUUACCAUAUGAUGUACAGGAGGAGAUUGAGUGUUUAUAUGAGUUUGUUCCAGAAGUUGAUCACCAUUUUGUGGUUAUUGACAAAAUAGGAGAGGGGACUUUCAGUUCUGUUUUCCUGGCCCAGUUAAAGCACUACAAAGAGUUACCACAGAAGUUUGCCUUGAAGCACAUCAUACCAACAAGUCAUCCUAGUCGCAUUGAAGGAGAACUCCGAUGCCUGCAGGAAAUCGGUGGAUGUGACAAUGUAAUGGGGGUAGAACUCUGCAUCAGACACAAGGACCAUGUUGUCAUAGUGAUGCCCUACUUUCCACACAGGAAAUUCCAGGACUACAUUCUAACACUCAGUGUAGACGAAGUCCGAGAAUACAUAAAAAAUCUGUUGAUCGCUCUCAGGCGUGUGCAUAAAUUUGAUGUCAUCCACAGAGAUGUGAAACCCAGUAACUUCCUGUAUGACAGCGCCACCAAACAAUAUGCACUGGUGGAUUUUGGUUUAGCCCACAAAGUGAAAUCCCAGCCCAAUGAAAUGAAAUUAAAAAGUCAGAAGACGGAGACCACACCCCUAGUCAAACCCUCACCCUCAGUCAGACCCCCCAGAAAUCCACUGUCACCCACCACCUCCUCACAGGACAACAAACAGAAAAUAGUAGCUGGUAAAAGGUCACAGAACUAUGUCACUCCUGAGCUUGAGAACUCAACAUUUGCCAGGAGAGUAAAGUCUCCCAGAAGGGUGUUGCUGGCUAAAAGAGCACUGCUGGCUAAAAGUAAAACCUCUGACCUUGACAAAGGGGCCAAGGUCAGUGCUGUGAUGUCCACCUGUGACUGCUAUGGGAAACCUCAAGUUUGCAGUAUUUGUAAUUCAAGAGCAAAUCAGCAAGCUCCCCGAGCUGGGACCCCCGGUUUCCGGGCUCCAGAGGUGCUGAUGAAAUUUCCAGAUCAGUCAACAGCUGUGGAUAUCUGGUCUGCCGGUGUCAUCUUUCUCUCCCUUCUGAGUGGACGUUAUCCGUUUUUUCGAGCCAACGAUGACAUGACAGCACUAGCACAGAUCAUUAGCAUCAUGGGAAGUGAGGAAGUCAGCCAAUCGGCCAAGACAUAUGGAAAACAUUUGCUAUGUCACCCAGGUAACAAGCCUGUGGACCUGAAGGUCCUGUGUACCAAACUCCGUGCUGGCCCAGCAGCCAAUCAGCAUGUAGCUCAUAAGGAGGGGCUCAGUGAUAAAGAGAAAGAGGCGUUCACAUCAUGGGCUAACAUCCCUGACUCUGCAUAUGACUUACUAAAGAAACUGUUAGACAUGAAUCCAUUCACUCGAAUCACUGCCGAUCAAGCCCUGCAGCACGAGUUCUUCUCCUCCUCACAAAGCUGAUGUCCUCGUGUUGCUAGGCAACAUUCUCUUGCUCACCGACAUCCUCAGAGUGAAUCAGCUUGAGGUAUUGCUCAGUGACAUUGACACCAUCUGUGUCUGUGUUAUUAGACUGAAACAACUUUUGUGAAAGGCAUUUUCAGAGUCUGUGUCAACGUUUGUUCAACAUUCUCAGAGUCUGUGUCAACGUUUGUUCAACAUUCUCAGAGUCUGAGUCAACUACAUUAAUGGAGCUGAUGUCGUUGGUGGUGCUCACAGAUAUUCUCAGAGGAAUCAAAUUUCAUAAAGUCAUUCAGUUGAAAGUCCACUUAGAUACAAAACGGGGUAUUUCUUCUCAACAGGCAGCUGAUAUAUUGCUCAGCAGCAUCAUCAGUCUUUGAAGAUGAAUGAACUUUUUGUGAAGAAUGUUGUUGAAUGACAUUGCAAAGGCAGCUUUAAUGUAUGUAACUGUUUAUUUGUAAAGUGAAAGUGUUAAUCAGUUGAUGGUACUAAGAUGCUAAAUAUGUGGAACCUGAUUUUUGUUUUCCAAUUUUACUUCGUUAGAAUUUGUUGUACGUGGUACACUUGCAUUUGUCUAAAAUGUUGUAAAUUUGAGUUUUAAUCUAAUAAGACCAACAUUAAAAUAGAGGUUAGUUAUUUUGAAAGAUACUCCAUCCUACAAAUUUUCUUGUAUGCUUCUAAAUGUAUGAUAUUAAGAAGUGCACAUGUGUAUUUCAAUAUUUCAAAGCCCUACAUGACAUUGUGUAUGACUUGUAUGAAAGCAAUGUUUGUCCAAUUUGUUUUUUUUUUUUGUUAUCUGGUAGUUUGCAGGAGAAGAUUUUUUUGUGAAUCAAAUUCUUAAACAGAAUCAGACUCUUACUCAAUUUAUGUUUUUACAUCAGUCAUCAUAAAAUGUUCAUAUUAUUUAGCUUAAGUGUUAAUUUAUUAAAAAUAAAAUAUACUUUCUAUUAAAUGGUUUGUACUUUGUAAGAGUCCAUUACAAUGGAAGAUUGUUGUUGAAGUUUAUUCCCAGCUAAAUUCAUAAUGAGAAGAUUCAUGUCAAUCAUUUUCAAAGGGAAAAAAUUUUGGAAAUCCAAUAAUUUAUUAUUUUGGAUUGAGCAUUUUUCACAUAAACCAUAGCAGAUGAACAUGCUACUAGUAUUUUAUCAUUACACCAUGUACACGUUAUUCAU